Molecule: messenger RNA, 2901 nt
Organism: Fundulus heteroclitus (mummichog)
Lineage: Eukaryota; Metazoa; Chordata; Actinopteri; Cyprinodontiformes; Fundulidae
Gene: tmc4
Product: transmembrane channel-like 4
Exons: 16
Coding region: 436-2505 (689 amino acids)
Cellular component (GO): plasma membrane
Molecular function (GO): mechanosensitive monoatomic ion channel activity
Source: RefSeq, a predicted model, not a curated record
AUGAAUGAAAACCUUCGUUACGGUGCUCGCUCUCCAUCAGCUAAUAGCCGCUCUGUUCAGGACUUUUAAUGCAUUUCUAUAACCUCUUAUAUGAACGUGUUAUUUUCUGACGUCUUGGUUACGGACAACAGAUAUGCCCUGCAAAAAUAUUUGAUUUCCAGUCCAGUUUAGCUUAAUCCAUGUAACCAUGUUUAUAUUGCUGUUACGCAUGAUGUGUCUCCUGGUUGGUUAUUAUUUUGUCCAAGAUCCAAAUCAAUGGCAGCUUCUGGGUCAACUUGGUAAUAAUCAGUGAAACAUACAAGGAAGUCCGCAUGUCGUCAUUUAUAUAGGAGACAAAGUCCACACGGAGAAAACAAGGAAGUGUUUCAUAGCUAACGCUUCCCUGUGGAGAGACGGUUGUUUUUCCACUGAAUUUGUGACAAAUCUGUCUGAAGGAUGGCCGGCGAGCAGCAGAGACCAGGCUCGGUGCUCACAGGGAGUGGCUACCAGGAGUCACUCAGGUUACGCUGGGGUUCCUCGCAAAUGUCCACUCAGAAUUACCAACACUUCAACUGGGGCACGAGCCACGCUGUGGAGGAUGAAAAAGGCGGUUCUGAGCCGGCCCGAGAGCUCAGGAGCACCCCUUUGACCAUGGCUCAGAAAAGAGAAUUAUGGCAGGUGCAACAAAUGCAGGUCCCCUCUCAGAUCAGCGGAGGAUCCUGGAAGCACAAAAGGACCAAAUAUGUGCGGAAAUUCAAAAGCCAGCUCAGAGAGUUUCUUUACUUUUUCUCACUGUGGGGCAAAACCCUGCAAAAGAUUGGAGGGAACUUUGGAGGUGGUGUCCAGUCUUACUUCUUCUUCCUUCGAUUCUUGGUGGUUCUCAAUUUUCUCUCCUUCCUGCUGCUUGGCGGAUUCGUCCUCAUCCCCAACAUCGUAUUCAGAUCCGUGGGGACCGAAGUGGGGAACAUCACAGGUGACAAGGAAUGUAUGGAGUACAACCCUAAUCCUCAAGGGUUGGUGGUCUUCUACGAGUUCUUUAUUCAUUUACUCUCAGGAACGGGAUUUAUGGAGUAUUCAUACAUGUUUUAUGGCUACUACAACAAUACAGUGGUGCAGGACGACAACUUUUCCUACAACAUCCCCCUUGCAUAUCUAUUCACUGCUGUCUUCUACUUCGCCUUUUGCCUCCUUUGCAUCAUAGUACGAAUGGGCAAAGCAGCUCAAGUUGCAGUGACGACCGGAGGCCGCAGUGUGAGCAACUACAGCAUGACCGUCUUCACUGGUUGGGACUACGGCUGCCUGGGAAGCAAGGCCACCAAACUGAAACAGAGAAACAUCUACUACCAGCUACAGGUGGAUCUGGAGGAGGAGCGCCUAAAGAAGCAUGCAGCCUCCCUCACGUUGUGCAGCAAAGUUAUAUUAUACUCUUCGCGGGUUUUGAUGUUUUUAGUUGCAGCCGGUCUCAUCGGAGCGGCCAUCUUUGCCAUCAAAAUAGCGACUGAAUUCAGCCAAGGAAAUAGCGAGGUGGAAGGGAUCCUGGGAUUAUUUUAUGAGUAUCUGCCUUCUAUUGUCAUCACCAGCGGGAACUUCUUGGUGCCUCUGCUGUGCGACCAAAUCGCUUUGAUAGAAAAAUAUCCCCCCGGCGCUACUGUGAUAAUGGCACUAUUAAGGGCAGUGAUCUUACGUCUCAUCAGUCUAGGCAUCCUUCUCUACACCCUGUGGUACCAGAUCACCUGCGGUGAAGACAAAGAAGACUGUAAACUGUGUCAAUACAACCACGAAGCUUAUCCGUGCUGGGAAACGCGUGUGGGACAGGAGAUGUACAAGCUGACGCUGUUUGACCUCCUCGUUAACAUCGCACUACUCGUGCUGGUCGAGUUUCCACGCAGGAUGGUGGUGGACAACUGGUCCUGCAAGUUGUCCAAGUGGGUGGGUCGGCAGGAGUUUGUGGUUCCCUCCAACGUGCUCGGGCUUGUUUAUGGUCAGACCGUGGUCUGGACGGGAGCUCUCUUUUGCCCUCUGCUGCCACUCAUAAACACGGUCAAGUUUGUCAUCCUGUUUUAUUGCAAGAAGAUCACACUUUUCUACAACUGCCGUCCAGCAAUUAGGACGUUUCGGUCCACCACCUCCGCCUUCUUUUUCCUGGCAGUACUCCUGUUUGGCUGGAUCCUAGCCCUGGUUGUCAUGAUUUAUAGUCUAGCUGUAAUCCAUCCAUCACAGGCCUGUGGGCCUUUCCGUAACUUACCCAGAAUGUGGCAGACGGUUCCAAACUCUUUCUACAAUCUUUCUAAAGUAACACAAGACUUUCUGUUCUUUAUCGGCUCACAAGCUUUUUCUAUACCUCUUUUUGCCCUAUCAUGUGUGGUUAUGUGCUACAUCAUAGCUUUAGCCUCUAUCUAUGGAAAAUCGGUUGCAUUGCUGCGGGCUCAACUUAAAUUAGUAGGACGAGAUAAACAGUUUUUGGUAAAGCAGAUUGAGACGAUGAAACUUCUAACACAACAGCAAAAUGAAGGAGAACAAAAAUGAACUUAAUCUGUAAACCGUAUUUUUGUGUUUUCAUGUUUUUUCAUGUGUUUUGAAAUAUUUGAAUAAUAUAACAAAUUGAGAAUGUAACUGAAGACUGUUGUAUAGAGUGAAUGACAUAAAAAACCCUUUGAGUUGUAGUAGGCAAUUCUGCACAAAGAAUAAUAUAGAUGUAUUUUCUCUCUAAGAUAAGAUAUAAUCAUUUAAUCAGAGAAUGUUCAUUAUAAAUUAUUUAAUAUCUAAUAAAAAAAUCUUUAUUUUUUUUCAAAGGUGAUUUCAAAAUUACUUCAUGAUGCCAUAAUAAACACACAGUGUAGAACAACAUCAUGACUAAACUCAACGACAUGGAUCUAAAUGUAAUUUUGUAAAACUAUAUCCAUCCAUCCAUCCGUCCAUCCA